This is a messenger RNA of Stomoxys calcitrans (stable fly), 2491 nucleotides long. RefSeq names its product E3 ubiquitin-protein ligase RFWD3. Gene Ontology annotation, biological process: interstrand cross-link repair; protein ubiquitination. Gene Ontology annotation, cellular component: nucleus. Gene Ontology annotation, molecular function: ubiquitin protein ligase activity; protein binding. Bases 147 to 2291 code for a protein of 714 amino acids. The transcript has 3 exons. Lineage: Eukaryota; Metazoa; Arthropoda; Insecta; Diptera; Muscidae. The record is from RefSeq and is a predicted model, not a curated record.
AUCGAAAAUUCUCAUUGUCAUCUCUAAGCGGAUAAAAAACAGAACAUAAAUACAGAUUAAUAAUAAUAAUUUCAAACUUAUUAACAUUGUAAAAAAUUAAUACAUGCCCCUUCGUGAUGCAAUUUAAAGACUAAUGCACUGGGAGCAUGGAAAACGACCAUGAUUAUGUUGCAAGUGGUGGUAGUUCUCCACCAAAUAUUAAUAUUGUGCGAAGUCGCAGGAACAUAAUGAGAUUGUCCACCCAAGCUCUCUCAAACACGGACCACAACUAUGUGUUUGCUCCCGUCUCAAGUGCAAGCAGCGGCAGCAGCAUCACUUUCAGUGGAAAUAGCAGGUCAGUAGAAGAGGAUUUAUUUCUAGACGACGACGAUGAUAACGGCGACGGUGACCAAGAUGAUGGUAGAAGUUCCGAAGCUGGGCCAUCCGAUGGAGUUUCAAGUCAAAUGUCCGGUGAUAGCAGUGCACCUUCAGAAGAACGCCCAAAUGGGAUGAAUUUUUCGGCGGAAGAUAGUAAUGGGAGUUCAGAAACAAAUCCUUCCGAUGGUGCCUCAAACGCCACAUCAAACGUUUCUACAGUAGAAGCGGAAUCUGAUACAAACUCUUCUGAAGCUACAACAAGUGCAGCGGUUUCUUCGAGGGAAAUUGCAGCAAAUGAGGCAGAGGCAGAGGCUCCAGUUCCUAGUCAAAACGAACCAUUGCAAAGAUUUCUAAAUGUUAUUAACCUUGAUUCACCGUCGCCACCAAAGAAACGUAAACGGCUUUCGUUGGAACAAAGCAAUAAGAAUGGAACUCCUAAAGUUAAAUCAAAGUCUGGCUCUGGGGAUGACGACGACGAGGAUGAUGGACUCACUUGUCCCAUAUGCCUUGAUAAUUGGGAAAUGUCAGGUGAGCAUCGGUUGUCUUCAUUAAAGUGUGGACAUUUGUUUGGAGAGUCCUGCAUUCGACGUUGGCUUCAGGAGAGCGCACGUCAGUCGGGUCUUAAAGUAUGCCCCCAAUGCAAAACUAAGGCCCAUCCCAAAGACAUACGUUACUUGUAUGCCAAGCGUUUAAGAGCCAUCGAUCGCAGCGAAGAACAUCGCAUGCGGGAUGAACUGAAUCAGGAACGUUCCAAAAAUCAUGCUUUGGAAUUAGAACUUGCCACAACAAAAUUAUCUUACGCCCAAGUAAAUCAAAAAAUAAAAUUACUAGAAGCUGAUAAUGAAUCACUUAAGUUGUUGCUGCGUAAAGGUGGUGGCAGUGCGUGUAGCGCCGCUACUAGUCUAGAAGUUGGAAAGGGUAUGGCAAGCUUAGUUACCUAUAAAAUGUUCAUGGAAAAGAAUAUAGAGCUAUCUAGGGAGCCAGGCUGCCGAGUUAUGAAAUAUGCAGAGCAUCAUUCAGCCCUCAUUGUUUCGCAAAAGAGUUCACUGGGCCUGUUUCUUGGCUAUGGUUUGCGUUUUGUGGACACACCAACGUUUAAACCAUCAAAUUUCUUACACACAUCGAUCAAAAUGGUGCGAGACAUAAGCCUCUCUGAUGACCAACAGAUGUUGGUUGUUGCAAGUAUGGAACAAAAAGCAAAACUCUUCGAUCUACGCACACUUCAAGCGGUGUCAUUAUUUAAACCCGAUGAAAGACCCAUAUGGUCAUGUGCCAUUGCUCGCAAAGAAAGUGAAUACUACCUUUAUUUAGGAUCUCAACAUGGCAGCACAUAUGUCUACGAUAUACGUUAUCCAGAGACAUUUCUGGACGAGCAUCAAACAGAGGGUGGUCCAGUAAUACAAAUUGAAUCAGUGCCAGAAAGUUCCACAUUUCCUUGUGGUGGAUUUAUAAUAUGUAAACUGACGUCCUUGUGGUUUUACGAAAAUAUUCAAGGUGGCGGAGUAAAUGCCACAAGGCUAAACGUUGAAGGUCGCCUUAUUUCUAUGAGCUAUGACAGUAAUAACCAAACUCUACUUGUCCAGACGAGAAGUUGUCAGCGCUUUGUUCAGGCUCGCCAAAUCCUUGGUCGCUUGACCAAAGUCGAUAACAUUCCUGUGUUCGAGUUGAAUGUCACCUUUUUCGCAUACACAAAUAGUCCCGUCAUGGUUCGCUCCACACAAAUCGCGGUUGAGUCAAAUACCCUGGUGGCUGCCUAUAUUCAAGAUAAGAAAUUACUUUCUGUUUAUAAUGCUAGUUCCGAGCAGUGUAUACAGUCCUUGCCCGUACAAGAAGUUGUCUAUGAUACUUGUCCAGUGUAUGUAAAAAAUCUUACGUAUUUGGCUGCCUUGACUGAAUCCAAAUGCAGACUAUACAAACUAACGACUUCAACUUAGAUAAGAGUUUCCUACAUUUUUUUCUUAAUUGAUAAGUCUAUUUACCCAUUAACUGAUGAAAGGACAACUAACUAAACAAUUCGCCAUUUUCGAACUUUAUACCUUAUUUUUAUAUAAUGAAUACCUACAUUUAAUAUGUUGUACAGUUGUAAGAUUGUGUCAUCCAGUGUCCGUUCAAUAAAAAUAUGUUUAAAAUGUCA